UAUGAUGGUUUGAUAAAUCGAAAGAAGACAAAGUACUUUCACUUUCUCCAAAUCAUCGGAUUCUUCCUGAAACAUCUUGACGGGAGCUUCAUUAUGGUGAACUGCUGUGGUCUCGUGUCUGAGAAAAAUGUGCCAGUUCCUCUGAAGAGCAUCUCGGUGCAGCUGCAGGUUCGGGAUCACGUGGCCUCAGUCAGCUCCAGUCUGCAGUAUGCCAAUGAGGAGGAUCGUCCGCUGGAGGCCGUGUUCAUCUUCCCGCUGCCUGGCGAUGCCGCCGUCUCUCACUUCAGCGCCAGGAUCGGAGAGCAGGAGAUUGUUGCAGAGGUGCAGGACAAACAAAGCGCGCGGGAUCAGUAUCAUGAUGCUGUGAGUUCGGGUCAGCAGGCAUUUCUGCUGGAAGAGAGCGAUCAGAGUUCGGAUGUGUUCAGACUGAAUGUCGGCUGUUUGUCUCCGGGUCAGACUGCCAUCGUCACCAUCAUCUACAUCAUUGAGCUCAGCGUUCAGGCCGACAACGCCCUGCGCUUCUGUCUGCCAGCUGUACUCAACCCCAGAUACACACCAGCAGCUUCAGCGGAACCUCCAGUUCCAGGAGUUUCCUCAGCAUCAGUUAUUCCUUACAUUCUGUCUCUGAGUGUUGACGUGAGAUCUUCAGACCGCAUCUCCAGACUGGAGUCCAGCUGCCCUCUGGAUCCUCUGCAGUUCCUCAACGCACAGCACACUCACGCCACGGUGAAUCUGAGCACUGGUCACCGGUUCGAUAAGGAUGUGGAGCUGCUUCUGUACUAUGAGAACACCCAUCAGCCCACUGCUGUGGUGGAGGCUGGAGCGGCUGCAGCUCAGACAGGGUCUCUGAUGGGUGACCCGGCGCUCAUGAUCAGUUUGUACCCAGAGUUCCCUGCAGACGUGAUGUCAUCACUGGCGUCUCAGAGCGAGUUCAUUUUUGUGGUCGACAGAUCCGAAAGUAUGAGCUACAAGAUGCAUCAUGGGAAAGACGCACAGAAGCGCAUCGAAAGCGCAAAAGACACGCUGCUGCUGCUGCUGAAGAGUUUGCCCAUGGGAUGCUACUUCAACAUCUACGGAUUCGGCUCUCGCUUUGAGUGCUUCUUCCCUCAGAGUGUCGUGUACAGCGAGGUCACGAUGGAAGCGGCUCUAAGGAGAGUAAAGUGCAUGAACGCAGAUAUGGGCGGCACAGAGAUCCUAUGGCCUCUGAAACACAUCUACAGUCAGCCCUGUUACCCAGAUCACCCCCGACAGCUGUUCGUCUUCACUGAUGGAGAGGUGUGGAACACUAAGAAGGUGCUGGAUCUGGUGAAGAGUCACGUUGACUCUCACAGGUGUUUCUCCUUCGGGAUCGGUGAAGGUGCGAGUACGGCUCUCGUCACUGGAAUGGCCAGAGAAGGUUCUGGUCACGCUCAGUUCAUCACAGGCACUGACCGCAUGCAGCCCAAAGUGAUGCAGUCUCUCAGGUUUGCUCUCCAGCCGGCCGUGGAUAAUAUCUCUGUGGACUGGACCGUUCCUGAGGGUGUGACGGUGGACAUGCUGUCCCCACCCAUCAAUGCUCUGUUCCAGGGUCAGAGGGCGCUCAUCUACGCUCAGAUUAAAGGACAGAGUUCAGGAGAGACAGAAGGAGCAGUAACUGUGAAAUACAAACUGAAAGAUCAACCAGUGACUAACCAGCUCCAGUUUACUCUUAAACCAGUGGAAGACACAGGACUGACGAUCCACCGGCUGGCGGCCCGGUCUGUGAUCCGCUCUCUGGAGCUGCAGGAGCGAGCCGGAGGAGCAGACAUGGAGAACAUCAGGAGCAGGAUUGUGGAGCUCAGCGUUCAGGCCGGAGUGAGCAGCGUUCAUACGGCCUUCAUCGGCGUCAAUAAAGACAGCAGACAGACGGUGAAAGGGCCGCUGCUGCAGAGGAGAGUGCCAACACGGAGUAUGAUGAUUGGUGGGCCUAUGCCAAGAUGGGGUACAGCCCCUCUGAUAACAUUGGGUGCAGCAGGUUGUUUCACCAUGCCAGUGCAGCAACAGUCUGCAGUGUGUGCUCCCUCUGCGAAAAGGCGCAUGGUCUUCCAAUCUACAGACAGCAGCGUGAUGGAUGCAUUUGCUUCUGCGUCACAUCAGGCCGAACCCGAGCUCCAGAAGGACCCUGUGCUCCAGCUGGUCUCUCUUCAGAAGGCAGUGGGAUGCUGGGAGCUGAACGCUGCGCUGGCUGAUGUGUUUGGGAAGACGGAGGAUGAGGUGACCAAUCAGAAACCAGCACAGGUGGAUGGGUCAGUGUGGGCCACUGUCCUCGCUCUCAUCUGGUUAUAUGUGUAUAAACUGGAUCAGCAGGUGGAGUGGCAGUUUGUGGCCGUGAAGGCGGCGUCAUGGAUCCGCUCUCAGAAACCGGACGGUCUGUCUCAGUGUGUGUGUGAAGGGAACCUCCUGCUGGGAUCUCAGGUGACUGAAGACACGCUGGGAAUCUGAAGACUGAAGAGUCUUGUGCGGUCAGAAGAACACAGAUCUCACUCUUUAUCAUGAACAUCUGUGUGUUUGUUUUCUAGAGUAAAAUAUAAACAUUUUUAACAGAAUAAAACUGACAGAUUUCUUUGUGUAUCAGUAUUUUUAGUAUGUGUAAGCUUUAGGGCUUGUCCUAAAUUCAUGUUAUUGCUCUAAAUAUAAUUAUAUAAUCUUAUGGUACUUUGUGUCUUGAACUCACUGAAUCACGCAUUAUUUCUCGGUGUGUGUUGAAGUGAGCAGAUUGUGUCAGUGUGUCUUUACCAAACUGUGUUAUUAAAGGUGCAGUAAUCAAA
Onychostoma macrolepis is the source of this 2786-nucleotide messenger RNA. Its product is annotated as von Willebrand factor A domain-containing protein 5A-like. NCBI's taxonomy places the organism in Eukaryota, Metazoa, Chordata, Actinopteri, Cypriniformes, Cyprinidae. The coding region runs from base 94 to 2460 and encodes 788 amino acids. The transcript has 19 exons. The record is from RefSeq and is a predicted model, not a curated record.